AUGAGGAAACCUAAUUUCCCUCCUUGGAUUGCGGUUCAAACUGGAAAAAAAGCUUCUGUUGCAUCUAGAUUUCAAAUUAGUAAAUAUCCUACUAUAAAAGUAUUAAUUAAUGGACAACCAGCUAAAAGAGAAUAUAGGGGUAAGCGAUCAGUUGAAGCUUUUGUGUCUUUUGUACAAAAACAACUUGAAGAUCCCAUACAAGAAGUAUCMAGCUUGUUUGCUGCAGCCGAUGUGAAGUCAAGAGUUGUAAUUGGAUACUUUGAAAGCAAAGAUUCUCAAGAAUACCAAAUAUUUAGAAAAGUAGCAACAAAUCUUAAGGAUGAUUGUCUUUUUUAUGCUGGAGUUGGUGAAGCAUUCCGUGCUAUGCAUCCACCCAAUGAAACAAUAAUAGAAUUCAGACCUGACCGGGCGUCUCCAAAGUCUGAACACCAUACUUUUAGAGGAAAUUCAGCCGAUUAUGAUUCGCUAAAUAUAUGGGCUACAGACAAUUGCUUACCAUUAGUACGUGAAAUAACAUUUGAGAAUGCUGAAGAAAUCACUGAAGAAGGAUUACCAUUCUUACUAUUUUUCUAUCAUCCUGAUGAUUUGGAGUCCAUUAAGCUGUUCAAAGAAAUUGUUGGCACACAUUUAAUACAAGAGAAACAACGUGUAAACUUUUUAACUGCUGACGGUGUCAAAUUUGCGCAUCCUUUACAGCACCUGGGGAAACGACAUACCGAUUUACCUGUAGUUGUCAUUGACAGUUUCAAGCACAUGUAUCAGUUUCCAGCAAAUAGUGAUUACAAAAACCAUGAGCAUCUAAAAACAUUCAUUGAUGAUUUGUACUCUGGUAAAUUACAUAGAGAAUAUCAUUUAGGUCCUCAGGAAAUUUCUGCCAUAGAGGUAAUUCAUGGUCAUAACCAACCUGCUCAACAAACAAUGCCACCUGAAUCUACUUUUAAGAAACUGGCACCUUCUAAAAAUCGUUACACAUUAUUAAAAGAAGAAUUAUAGCUUAAUUAUACUAUGUGGCGUAUUGAACUUUAACUGCCCAACAUAGUUUUAACUUUGUAAGUUAUUGAAUUAUUUCCCAUGUAAAUUAUUUUAUUUUAUUUUUGUUCAUAUUUUAAAAUUUACCAUUUACUUUAUUAUCAUUGUUUUUCCCUCSAAUUAUUUGUCUGUAUCUCAUACUGAUUGUUUCCAUUUUUAUCAUAUUGUAAUAUUUUGAUUAUCAUCAUAAGGUGCUGGUAUCCAUUCAAAUUAUAUUAUUAUGUGUACAUAAUUGAUUAAAUUUUUAAAUGUCAUUCUAUCCUUAGGAUAAUAUCUAUUAAUUUGCCAUCUUGAUGCCUAUGCACAAUUAGUGAUUAAGAUAAUAACACUGUUAUACUAAAUUAGAUAUCAGCUGUAUUUUUUAUAGUAAUUUUUUUAAAAUCUUUGAGCGCUUUAAAUUCUGACUUUGAAUACUCAUUUUGUAUUAAAUUAAAUGUUAUGUAUUGUAUACUCUGAUAUAAAAUACAAUACUUAAUACAAAUUCUUUAAUUUGGAGAACUAAUAAAACUUUAGAUUCAAUUAAUGAACUAUGGUCAAAACGAAUUUCGGUUAUCAAUUUUAAUUAAUUAAAAUUAAUUUCAUGUCCUUGUCUAGAAAAUUAUAAUU
Diuraphis noxia (Russian wheat aphid) is the source of this 1635-nucleotide messenger RNA. It is a transcript of the gene ERp44, whose product is annotated as Endoplasmic reticulum protein 44. Gene Ontology annotation, molecular function: protein disulfide isomerase activity. The record is from RefSeq and is a predicted model, not a curated record. Gene Ontology annotation, cellular component: endoplasmic reticulum membrane; endoplasmic reticulum-Golgi intermediate compartment. Gene Ontology annotation, biological process: protein folding. Lineage: Eukaryota; Metazoa; Arthropoda; Insecta; Hemiptera; Aphididae.